Molecule: messenger RNA, 1867 nt
Organism: Protopterus annectens (West African lungfish)
Lineage: Eukaryota; Metazoa; Chordata; Ceratodontiformes; Protopteridae
Product: zinc finger protein 845-like
Exons: 1
Coding region: 45-1856 (603 amino acids)
Biological process (GO): regulation of transcription by RNA polymerase II
Molecular function (GO): DNA-binding transcription factor activity; RNA polymerase II cis-regulatory region sequence-specific DNA binding
Source: RefSeq, a predicted model, not a curated record
GGGGCUUAAACUGCUACCAGAAUCCGCAUCAGUUGUCACUAAUUAUGCCAUAUAAGUGUGCAACAUGUGAUAAAAUGUUUAGACAGAAAGUUGACCUCCUGUACCAUGAAAAAGCUCAUGCAAGAGAGAAGCCAUAUAAAUGUGCAGUAUGUGACAAGAGUUUUAUACAGAAGUUUCAGCUCACACGCCAUAAGAAAACUCAUACUGGUGAUCGGCCUUAUAAGUGCGGUACAUGUGAUAAGAGUUUUUUAUUGAAAGAUCAGCUCACACGCCAUGAGAAAACUCACACUGGUGAUCGGCCUUAUAAGUGUGGUACAUGUGAUAAGAGUUUUUUAUUGAAAUUGCAGCUCACACGCCAUGAGAAAACUCAUACUGGUGAUCGGCCUUAUAAGUGCGGUACAUGUGAUAAGAGUUUUAUAUUGAAUUGUCAGCUCACAUGCCAUGAGAAAACUCACACUGGUGAUCGGCCUUAUAAGUGCGAUACAUGUGAUAAGAGUUUUUUAUUGAAAGGGCAGCUCACACGUCAUGAGAAAACUCAUACUGGUAAUCGGCCUUAUAAGUGCGGUACAUGUGAUAAGAGUUUUAUAUUGAAUUGUCAGCUCACAUGCCAUGAGAAAACUCACACUGGUGAUCGACCUUAUAAGUGUGGUACAUGUGAUAAGAGUUUUUUAUUCAAAUGUCAGCUCACACGCCAUGAGAAAACUCACACUGGUGAUCGGCCUUAUAAGUGCAGUACAUGUGAUAAGAGUUUUUUAUUCAAAGAUCAGCUCACAAACCAUGAGAAAACUCACACUGGUGAUCGGCCUUAUAAGUGCAGUACAUGUGAUAAGAGUUUUAUAUUGAAUAUUCAGCUCACACGCCAUAAGAAAACUCACACUGGUGAUCGGCCUUAUAAGUGCGGUACAUGUGAUAAGAGUUUUUUAUUGAAAGGUCGGCUCACACGCCAUGAGAAAACUCAUACUGGUGAUCAGCCUUAUAAGUGUGGUACAUGUGAUAAGAGUUUUUUAUUGAAAUUGCAGCUCACACGCCAUGAGAAAUCUCAUACUGGUGAUCAGACUUAUAAGUGUGGUACAUGUGAUAAGAGUUUUAUAUUGAAUAUUCAGCUCACACGCCAUAAGAAAACUCACAUUGGUGAUCGGCCUUAUAAGUGCGGUACAUGUGAUAAGAGUUUUUUAUUGAAAGUGCAGCUCACACGCCAUGAGAAAACUCAUACUGGUGAUCGGCCUUAUAAGUGCAGUACAUGUGAUAAGAGUUUUAUAUUGAAUUGUCAGCUCACAAACCAUGAGCGAACUCACACUGGGGAUCGGCCUUAUAAGUGUGGUACAUGCGAUAAGAGUUUUGUAUGGAAAGGGAAUGUCGCACAGCAUGAGAAACUACACAGUGGAGAGAAGCCAUAUAAAUGUGCAUGGUGUGAUAAGAGCUUUAUAUGGAGAUAUACGCUCGUACGGCAUGAGAUAAUACACAGUGGAGAUAAGCCAUAUAAAUGUGCAUGGUGUAGUAGCGGUUUUAAAAGAAAGUGGUCUUUAAAAAAACAUGAGAGAAUACACACUGGUAAUAGUCCAUAUAAAUGUGCUACGGGUAGCAGGAGUUUUACACACAAAAGUGAUGUAUACCAUGAAAAAACUUACUCCGGUGAUCGGCUUUAUAAAUGUACAAUGUGUGACAUGAGUUUUACACAGAAGAACAGUUUUGUGUACCAUAAAAAAAGCGCACACAGGGGAAGGCCAUAUAAAAGUGCAAUAUUUGAUAAAACUUUUAGACAGAAGAGUGGUCUUGUGUACCAUAAAAAAAACUCAUAUGGGAGAAAAGAAGUAACAGAAAGAAUAAGACGUUUAAAGGUACAGGAUAUGAAAUGAGAUGAAGAAAC